This is a messenger RNA of Vicia villosa (hairy vetch), 720 nucleotides long. RefSeq lists its product as uncharacterized. The record is from RefSeq and is a predicted model, not a curated record. Lineage: Eukaryota; Viridiplantae; Streptophyta; Magnoliopsida; Fabales; Fabaceae. The transcript has a single exon. Bases 1 to 720 code for a protein of 239 amino acids.
AUGCUAGAGGAUCCGAUUGCAACAGAGGAAGCCUUUAGUCUAAUUGAGCUGUUAACAAAUAUCAGGCCCAUUGCCGAGGUGAAAGACAAGCUGUUAUGGUGGUCGAAUCAAGACGGAGUUUUUAAUGUGAAAAGUUGUUACAAUCUAUUUCGUGACCGUGAUUUGGAAGAUGUGGUGGAAACUCAAACAAAGUUAGCGCUCAAAAGGAUUUGGAAGACUAACAUUCCAUCAAGAUUGAAGGUUUUCGGUUGGAAGGUGGCGCUCAAUAGGUUACCUACAAAAGAUCAAUUGGUGAAAAGAGGGAUAAUUCGAAAUGAACAAGAACUUUGUGUAUUCUGUGAUGAGAAGGCAGAAGACCUUGAUCAUCUUUUGUUCAAAUGCAAGAUAAGUCAAAAGGUGUGGGGCAACAUCUAUGUUUGGUUGGAUAUCAAAGACAUGAAGGAUUUUGUUGGUGUGCAUCACUUGAGGAAUUUCACUCAAGCCUUACAGGGGAAGAUAAAGAAGAAGAAAUUAUGCUUAGUUUGGUUAGCUACUGUGUGGACGAUAUGGACAUGGAGAAACAAGAUCAUAUUCAAGGGCGAUCGGUUGGUGCUUGACGAUUUAAUAAUGAACAUCACAGUGAUGGCUUGGUCAUGGCAUAGCAUUGGCAAUAGAGGAGCAUGUUGUACCACUUUGUAUUUUUGGUUACAUUCACCUCUUGAUUUUCUAAUCUUUGACUAA